Messenger RNA from Engraulis encrasicolus (European anchovy), 2118 nucleotides. RefSeq names its product solute carrier family 39 member 1 (gene slc39a1). Gene Ontology annotation, cellular component: plasma membrane. The coding region runs from base 273 to 1208 and encodes 311 amino acids. Gene Ontology annotation, molecular function: zinc ion transmembrane transporter activity. NCBI's taxonomy places the organism in Eukaryota, Metazoa, Chordata, Actinopteri, Clupeiformes, Engraulidae. Gene Ontology annotation, biological process: zinc ion transmembrane transport. The transcript is spliced from 4 exons. The record is from RefSeq and is a predicted model, not a curated record.
ACAACAUGGAAAGAAGAUAGUGGAACUGAAUUUAUUUCACGAAUGAAGCCUGGUAUUUACAGAUGUUUGAUAGACCACCCCAGCCGUUUUUACAGAUUUUGUUCUUUUUAAACAAUAUGUUACGUCGAUGGCUGUAAACAGCGUUUGGGGAGUUUUUGUUUUAUCAGCGUAGCCUACCAGUGUUAGUUUGUUUACCAUCCUCAUUCGCAAGUUACAACAACAAAGACACAUUCUUAUGAGGCUGCUGGCUGUGAUAGCCUACACUAGCUGUCAUGGAUUACAUUCUACAGGUGAAGAUAGGAGCCCUUGUGGGGUUGUUACUACUAACCUUAUUUUUUGGGUUCAUCCCUGCUCGACUUAAAUGGUUUCAACAGUCCAGUGGAUCAGAUACUCAUCGGGCGGUGCUGAGCUACAUCAGCUGCUUCGCAGGGGGUGUCUUCCUGGCCGCCUGUCUGCUGGACAUCAUCCCAGACUACCUGUCAGACAUCAAUGCAGAGCUCGAGAUCCGAAACCUGAUCACUGACUAUCCGUUGCCAGAGUUCAUCAUGGCCAUGGGUUUCUUCACCGUGCUCAUCCUGGAGCGCCUGGUCCUGUCCUGCAAGCAGCAGAGCGAGCAGGGGGAGCGCCAGCCCCUCUUGUCAGGCCAGACCUCCCCGUCCCACGGCCACGGCCACGGCCAAGGGCACGCAGUGAGCAACGGUAGCGUUGCGGAGCUGGAGGCCAGCGGGGGUCCUCAUGUCCACAUGGACCUGCAGGCACACUCCUCCUUCCGCUCGUUCAUCCUCUUCUUCUCCCUGUCGCUGCACUCCAUCUUCGAGGGGCUGGCCAUUGGACUGCAGACCACCGAGUCCAAGGUGGUGGAGGUGUGCAUCGCCAUCCUGGUCCACAAGAGCAUCAUCGUCUUCAGCCUGUCCGUGAAGCUGGUCCAGAGCGCCGUGCCGCCUCUCUGGAUCGCCGCCUAUGUCCUGGUGUUCGCCCUGAUGUCCCCUAUAGGCAUCGCGGUGGGCAUCUGCGUCAUGGAGGCUGAUCUGGAAGCGGGCACGCUGGUGCAGGCCGUACUGGAGGGGCUGGCAGCCGGCACCUUCAUCUACAUCACCUUCCUGGAGAUCCUGCCCCACGAGCUGAACUCCCCCGAGAGGCAGCUGCCCAAGGUCAUCUUCCUACUGAUAGGGUUUAGCACCAUGGCUGCCCUCUCUUUCCUAGACUGAGAAGAGGGGCUUCAGCACCAUGGCGGGCCACUGUUUCAUAGACUGAGGAGACCUUCAGCAUCAUGGUGGGCUUCUGCUUUGUAGACUGGAAGCGGCUUCAGUAUCAUGGUUGGUUUGUCACUGUUUCAUGCAAUGAGGUGGAGAUGGAGGGAGAUGAAAGAAAUGAGGUGGAAUGUUGGAAGAUUUGGGAAGAGAGAGAAGGCUGGGGCUGAAAGGACAUGGAAUGGUGGAAUGACAAGAUCUGAGAACAUGUUUCUGUACAUGUUUCCUCUUGGCUGGACUUGUUUUGACUGGUUAGCAUGGCAUGGCAUGGGCUUCAUGGUGCUGCCAUGCUUAGCAGGUGUUUAAAUGGUCUUAAUUGUAUCAUGCCAUUUCUGUGUAUGAGCUUCACAGAUGUUCACAAAAUGGCUGAUUGACUGUUUUUUUGUGAAUUGGUAGAGACAUGCUCACCAGAAGGACUAUUACCCAAGAACAUGAUAAAGGUACUGACUGUGGACAGCUGUUGGAAAAAAGUAUUCUUAAAUGGUGGCAAAGAUGAGAGCAACACGUCAGAAAUGUAUAUUUGGACAACUGACUACUGGGAAGAUUGAUUGUAUUUGUCAAAGGAGGAACAUUGAUUCAUGUUGUCUGAACCUAAGAGAGUGAGGGAUUACCAGGCGAAUUGACCUGCAACAUCAUCCUUCAGCUCACCAUUGCAGGGUUACUUACUGUACAUUUGAACAAAUCUCUUUUAAUGCCGUGAUGUACUAUCACAGUGUUCAAAUAAUCCUAACUUUUUUUGUCUUAUCACAUUUCUUCUAUUUGAUUUUAAUCACAGCUGUUAAUAUCAAAUCUGUCUUUUUUAAGUGGGAUCUAAAAUGUAAUACCAUUUUUAAGAAAAUCAAAGAUAAUCAUUUUGCCUUUUUGUGGU